UUGAACGCGGGAACUGGCGCGUUCGGUUACUUUUGUUUUGUGUUGGAGAAGGUGUCUGGGUUUGGAGGGCAGUUCAGCUUUUGUUGUAUGUUGUGUCAAACUUUACCGCCGCUGGUUGUCUAAGGCGGGUAGCUCAGGAAAUAGCACAUCCUUUGGGUUUCACAAGAUUUUAUUUUAGACAAGCGGAAGGGAACUGAGUCCUGCCUGGCCUAGAAAAAAACGGGGGAAGUCAGUUACUGUGUGUUCGCGUGUGUUGGGGACAUGGAGUCAUUUCAGAAAGUUGAGAAGAUCGGAGAGGGGACUUAUGGAGUGGUGUACAAGGCCAAGAACAAGAUAACGGGCGAAACUGUCGCUCUUAAGAAAAUUAGGCUGGAUACGGAAACAGAAGGAGUUCCCAGUACUGCCAUCAGAGAAAUCUCUCUCCUCAAGGAGCUCAGUCAUCCUAACAUUGUCAAGUUGCGUGAUGUAAUUCACACAGAGAACAAGCUUUACCUGGUGUUUGAGUUUCUCCAUCAAGAUCUCAAGAAGUUUAUGGACUCUUCCUCUGUUACUGGCAUUUCCCUUCCUUUGGUGAAGAGCUACCUGUUCCAACUGCUGCAAGGCCUGGCUUUCUGCCACUCGCACCGUGUGUUGCACCGAGACCUCAAGCCCCAAAACCUGCUCAUCAAUGCCCAGGGAGAGAUCAAGCUUGCUGAUUUUGGGUUGGCCAGAGCCUUUGGCGUGCCUGUUCGUACCUACACCCAUGAGGUUGUGACUCUGUGGUACCGAGCACCAGAAAUCCUCCUUGGAUGCAAAUACUACUCCACAGCUGUUGACAUCUGGAGUCUAGGAUGCAUUUUUGCUGAAAUGAUCACAAGGAGAGCCUUGUUUCCUGGAGACUCUGAGAUAGAUCAGCUGUUUCGAAUUUUUCGAACCCUUGGGACACCUGACGAAUCAUCGUGGCCCGGUGUCACUUCUAUGCCAGACUACAAACCCUCCUUUCCCAAGUGGGCCCGACAAGAGCUCUCCAAAGUUGUUCCCCCUCUUGACGAAGAUGGAAGAGACCUCCUGGCACAAAUGCUGAACUAUGACCCCAACAAGAGGAUCUCUGCAAAAAAUGCCCUUGUCCAUCGAUUCUUCCGUGAUGUCACCAUGCCAGUUCCACACCUACGACUCUGAGAGGCUCUAAGAAACUGGACACCUGUUGAUGCACAACAUAAAAAUUGACUUUAAACAUGUCUCUUGAUAUUUGAAGCUUACAGAAAGAACUCAGGAGGGGAACAAUCGGUCUUUUCAAGAUUUGUUUGGACCACUUUGGGAGCAUUUUGCAAUGACUCCAGUAGCUGAAAAUUUCAAGUGCAGGCAUUUGUUGUUGACUGGUAUAUUUGAAAUGUGUCAAGCAAUAAUUUGACAUUUAUACCAAGUAGGAGAAGUUAUUUGUAACUUGGAGAUUGGUCUAACAUUCCACAUUUUCUGGUUUCAGCGAGUCAUAGUCUUAAUGAUGAAUGGCUAUUCAGUGGGUGAAGCAAAAGGCCACUUGUAAAUGUGUACAGUUGCCAAAUUGUUUUCGGUUUCUGAGUGCAGAACAUUAACGUGGAGGUAUGACCGCCCCACAACAAGAGUAUCUCAGUCAGAAGUGACCUUGCCCAUCAGGUUCCAUGGCAGUUCCACAUCUACAUCUCACUUGUGAGAUCUGUUGAAAGUGGAGAUUGAUUUGUAGCCUUUUACAGCACUGCUUCUGUUUAAAACUUGCAGAAACUUCUCAGGAAGGGAAAAUCAGCUUUUUCAGAAUUCAUUGUAUUGUGUUGGAGACCAUUUUACAAUGACACCAGUGCCUUCAAAUUUCAUGUGGCAUCAUUUUGUAUUUGUUGUUUUAUUGGAAGUCUCUAUUAAGCUACACGUUGACAACUGAUAUCUGCUAACAGUAUUUGUAAACUUCACAUGUGAGCUAACAUUCCACGUUUUCCUGUCUGAGUAGUAUUUUUUGAUAGAUGACUUUUCAGAGGGUAAAAGCAAUCAGCCCCUUGUGUAUAUUUGCAGUUGCUAAGUUGUGUUCCGUAAUUGGGUGUUUAAAUUUUAUAAUUACCCUGUAUUUAUGGGUUGCCUCAUGAGCACUGCUGAUCAGUGUUUAUGGGCCCUUUUACAUUUGGGUCUUGGAAUUACUCUGUAAUUAUCAGAUCCAGAGUUAUAGUUAAAUGUUACCUAUAUUUGUACGGGGAAAAUAAAACUAUUUUAAUGAGAUUUUUGAAAUUUAGUUUCCAAUAUAAUUUUGUAAUAGUAGGUUUUAAAU
Molecule: messenger RNA, 2269 nt
Organism: Scleropages formosus (Asian bonytongue)
Lineage: Eukaryota; Metazoa; Chordata; Actinopteri; Osteoglossiformes; Osteoglossidae
Gene: cdk2
Product: cyclin dependent kinase 2
Exons: 7
Coding region: 262-1158 (298 amino acids)
Biological process (GO): regulation of gene expression; protein phosphorylation; signal transduction
Cellular component (GO): nucleus; cytoplasm; cyclin-dependent protein kinase holoenzyme complex
Molecular function (GO): ATP binding; cyclin-dependent protein serine/threonine kinase activity; cyclin binding
Source: RefSeq, a predicted model, not a curated record